AUGCCAAUUAGACCUCAGUAUGAAUGGGAACAAACGGUGGAGGAUGUGCUGCUACGUAUCGCGAUAAAGGGAAUCAAGAGAAAUGCCGUUGAUGUGUUCGUUUCUGAUAUUUUCAUCAAGGUUAACGCGGCUCCGACCUACCUGCUCACACUUGAUCUUCUUCACGCUGUUGUUGUAGAUCAGUGUGUACAUUAUUUUGAUAGCAACAACCCCUUUCUAUUGCACCUCAGACUGAAAAAAGUAGAACCAGGUCUUGUUUGGGAAACUCUCUGUCUUUCAUCAGAAGUCUCCAAAAAGGAGAUCCUGCAGCGCCGCAUGCACUCCAUGCAUAGGGCAGAGGAGAAUUAUAACCGAAUGCUUGAGCUCCGAGCGAAGCAGCGCGAGACUGAGAACCGACGCAUGACUGAGGCGCAGUGGGAGGUGGAAAAGGAGCAGCGACGGGUAAUUGAGGAACGCUUUAACUCUGAAAAGGCUGCUGCCGAGAAGGACCUUUAUGCCUGGGAAGAUGAUCAGAAACCAAAGGCGAUGAAGCCCUGUCAAGCCCCACCAGGGUCACCUGGAUGCAUUUUGCCCUUAGUGCAGGAACAUGCUUCGGCGACGGCACUUCCUACAGAAUUUCAGGCGAAUCACAAUCCCCCACCAGUGCGUGAGCCCAGCACUGUCAAUGUGACCAUCGACUUUACACCCAAGAUGUUUGUCCUGCCGACCCGCUCUCGUGGCGACGAGGAGUACUACCGCAAAAGCCGCUACAAGCCUGUGUCGAUCGAGGAUAGUCCUAUGUUCUGGAAGGAAAAGGGUGACAAACACUACCGUGCCCAUGAGUGGAAGCUGUCCGCUGACGCUUACUCGGAGUCGAUUAAGCGUGAUGGUGUCUUUCUAACAUGUGUUAUGAAUCGUGCCGCUUGCUUUCUGUGCAUGGCCGAAUACAAGCGGGCCAUCGAAGACUGUACCUUGGCCCUUGCGUUAUUGGGAAACAUGCCUGCGAGCGAGAUUGCACAGGAUCGGUAUCGUUAUCUUUUAACGACUUUGCAUGCCCGUCGUGGAGCUGCAUAUUGCUGGAAUGAUGACCUUGCACGUGGUGUCACAGACCUUCGCAUGGCGGCUGCCUAUCGUGACCCUGAUAGCAACGAUGGCAUCAUUGCAGAUUUACAGGUGGCAGAACAGCUCAUGGUGGAGCGUGGGUUGACCAUCGACACUGCUCAGGAUCCAUUGGAUAACUUAUUACAGAAGGCAGCUUCACUGUACUAUCGUCAAGACUACACAGCCGCUGCUGAGUUGUACCGAGAGAUUCUUAUAAAAGACCCUUAUCGUGUACAUGCUCGUAGCAACCUAACCGUGUGCUUACUGCUUCUAGGGCGUUUUCACGAGGCUGCAGAGGAGUGCGAGCGCAUCAUUCAUUUUUGUAGGGAGGUCGCUGCUGCGUUGAAUCAACCUGGCAUUUUGUCUUCGGACGGUAACGAUAUCGAUAGCGACGAUGAGAUUUUUGAGUUGGAGGAUGAGGAGGAUGAAGGGGAUCGUUUCACAUCGUCUGAGGGGGUUGAAGCUGGUCGUGAGGGGGGUAGGAGGGACUACGUCCGGGAUCGGAUGACCCGGGAACGUCGCGCUGCAGCCGCGAAGUUGAGCCAAAACAGUUCCCAUGUUUAUCUUUUGCUCAAAGCUUAUGUGCGGAUGGCCGCAACCCACUGCGGUCUUAAGGACUAUCGCAAAGCUCAUGAGUUUCUUGAACUUGCGCUCCGCAUCACGCCUUAUGACAAUGAUUUGCUUGACGACUGUAAUCGUCUGGCCGAAAAGAUCCGCUUAAAUACUUUAGUUGCUGCAUCUACCACAGGGCAUGCAGCAUGA
Phytomonas sp. EM1 is the source of this 1842-nucleotide messenger RNA. Lineage: Eukaryota; Euglenozoa; Kinetoplastea; Trypanosomatida; Trypanosomatidae. The record is from the annotation of a GenBank genome assembly.